AUCCAUGCACUUUCUAUAAAAUUAUUUUUAAUCGUUCACUUCUUUCCAUUCCACACAAAACAUUUUAUUCAGCUUUAACAUCGUAAAACCACAUGUGCACUUCAUAAACUAUUUUAAGCCAUAAACUCCAUUUAGAUAAUUUGCUUUUACUAUUUUUACAAGGUUAAUUAUUGUGAAAAAAUAAAAUAAAAACAGUUUUCUGAAUCUAGCCAGGCUCAAAUGGAUUAACAUCCUUAUCGGUGUUCUUCUUCUAUGGGUAUGUUUUUUCUUCAUUCCUUCCUUCCUUCUUUUUUGUGUGUGUUUCAGAUUGCUGUUAGCAUAGUAUUGUAAUGUGAUGUAUAGUGAAAUUGAAGUGGACAAAUAAAAAUUCUUUUGUUUUCUUUGUUUUGGUUUUUUGGAGUUUCUUGAAAAAGUUUCCAUUGAUGAACACCUGAGAAAAUGUGAUGUAUCUGCCAAACUUAUUCUUAAUGGUAUCACCUUUUCAAAGGGUUUACUGGGCAAUAUGUUUAACAAUUUUAAAUUUUAGUUUUUUAAAUUUCUCAUUUUUCUUCAGAUGCAUUUAAUUUAAAGGAAGUUAUUUGUUAAUUGUUCUUGAUUAAAAUAAAAUAGUUUUUCCACAAUCGUAAACAUGGUAAAGAAUUUUUUAUUUUCUUGGGAAUAUAUAAAAAGGUAAGGAAAAGACUCCUUUGUAAUUUUUUUUCCUUCUUGAAUUUGUGUAUGUUAGUUUGUAUAUCCUUGAUGUAUGUAACAAUAGUACUAACGAUUGUUGUUGUCACUUUUUUAAAGCCAAUAUUAUAAAAAUAGUUUGAUGCAUUUUCCAACAUGGAGCUAUUGUCAAAUGAGCUUUCACAUUCAGAUGAUCAUGGCUUACUCCAUUUGCCACCUGCAUUGGAUAUAGCAGAUAGAUCUGUGAAGCUUCUUAAUACCCAUCCAACUAUGACAAAUCAUCAUCAUGGUCUUGGUCGUUCAAUCUUUUUGAAACAAACACGACAUUAUUAUGGCCACCAAUAUUUUCGACGUAACUCUACCAAUCAUGCCAAUGCUUCGUCUUCACGUGCCAAGGAAUAUAGAGAGAAAGUGUUUUCAAGGCCAGAGAGAAUUCCAUCAAGCUCAUUAGGGAUGGAAGAAAUGUCAUCAAAUAAUAAAGCAGAGAUGGUUUGUGGGAUCUGUGAGAAACUUCUGAGUCAAAAAAUAAACUUUUUGGGAAAUUCAAUCUCUUCCAGCGAGCUUUCAGUUGUGGCAGUUUUAGUAUGUGGUCAUGUUUACCAUGCAAAUUGUUUGGAGCAAAGAACAAGAUUUGAAGAUGUACGUGAUCCACCAUGCCCAGUGUGUGCAGGUUUACUCUUACAAGACCAUCACAAUGAUAGUUCAAAGAUCAUGUGAAUGUUACAACUUCAUGUGUGUUUUAUGGAACAUAUCUAACUGACAAAUUGAAAGAUGUGGCAUUUCGUUACCAUAGCUUGUAAAAGAAUUCAUAGAAUUUGUCAGUUAAGAGUAGUGUGUGAUUUCUUUUCAAA
This is a messenger RNA of Vigna unguiculata (cowpea), 1517 nucleotides long. RefSeq lists its product as uncharacterized. The record is from RefSeq and is a predicted model, not a curated record. Lineage: Eukaryota; Viridiplantae; Streptophyta; Magnoliopsida; Fabales; Fabaceae.